AUGUCGGAACCUGACCCCUCAUCUGGAUUUGUAGGAAACAUGGAAAAUGGGACUUUCCUGGAGUUAUAUCCCACAUCCCUUUCAACUUCCGUGGAUUCAUCACCUGGCCGUUUAUCUAACGUCUAUGUCUACGUUUCUAUAUUCCUUAGUCUCUUAGCUUUUCUCCUUUUGCUAUUGAUCAUUGCACUUCAGAGGCUGAAAAAUAUAAUUUCUUCCAGUUCCUCUUACCCAGAAUAUAACAGUGAAGCUGGAAGUUCUUUCACUAAUUUAGAAGUCUGUAGUAUUUCUUCCCAGCGGUCUGCUCUUUCAAACCUUUCUUCAUGA
Messenger RNA from Cygnus atratus (black swan), 324 nucleotides. It is a transcript of the gene SERTM1, whose product is annotated as serine rich and transmembrane domain containing 1. Lineage: Eukaryota; Metazoa; Chordata; Aves; Anseriformes; Anatidae. Gene Ontology annotation, cellular component: intracellular membrane-bounded organelle. The record is from RefSeq and is a predicted model, not a curated record. Bases 1 to 324 code for a protein of 107 amino acids. The transcript has a single exon.